Messenger RNA from Durusdinium trenchii, 2225 nucleotides. Lineage: Eukaryota; Dinophyceae; Suessiales; Symbiodiniaceae. The record is from the annotation of a GenBank genome assembly.
CCAUGUGAUAUACAUUCCCGUCCCCAAAUGACCUGUGCCCAUGCCACACUACAGCGCCUCCUCCCGCGCGGUGCUGCUUCUGGCCUUCGUCACGUGGUAUCCGGCCUGUGGCCUGGAGAGUUUGCGCAACGCGCCCAAGAGGCCUCGAGAUGAGCGGAGCUUUGUGUCGAAGACGCUAAGAUACGAGGAUGUGACUUGGGAUCCGGGCAACCGCAGCUGUUGGGAGCUGCCGGCAGCUCAGGCCAAGGGCUUCAACCUGGAGCGCUGUUGCUACGUCCAGGAGAACCAGACCUGGAGAGCGCGGCAGCGCAUCCGGCGGCGUGGGGAGCCCAAUUGCUGGCAGAUACCAGGCCUUUCCUUCCAUCGCUGCUGCGGGGCCUCCGCUUUGCACGCCGGCAACGUGGUUCCAGCCGCGCAGUAUGCCUUCCGGGCAGUGGUUGCGAUGACGACCAUCCCUCCUCGACUCUUCGACCUCAAGGAAGUCCUCUUGUCACUCCUCCGACAAUCACGUCGACCUGACGCCAUCUAUUUGUCGGUGCCCUACUUCUACUCUCGCAGCUGGACGCCCUACGAACAUCCCUGGUGGUACAAGUUCAUGGAUCCGCUCGUGCGCUUGGUGCGAUGCGAGCAGGACUUUCGGAGCAACACAGGGAUUCUUUGCAUGCUGCAGUAUGAAUCUGCGCCGGACACGCGUAUUCUUGUAGUGGACGAUGAUCAGUUGUACCAUCCGUUCCUCUUGCAGCGCAUGCUGGCCAUCAGCGCUGAGAUCCCUGGUGCGAUGAUCGGCGGCAACUGCUAUCAUCGCCCAGGCAUCGCCUGCUGGAAGCACACCAAGAGGGGCAUGUGUGCCGUGCCGAACCUGGUCCACACCACCUACGGCAUCCUCUUCCAGCGCCGCUUCUUUGAUGCAGGGAUCUUCAACUUCGACGCGGCCGCCCAAGCAAUCCUCCGAGCUUACCCUUCCGGAGGCCCGUCACGUGACUAUGUCAUUACCUCGUGCAUGCUGGAGGACAAUGUCUGGUGGGAAGCUCACUUGGCCCGGAAGGGUAUCCCCAGAGUCCUCAUGGCUAACCAGAUGGAAGCCAAGACUAUUGCAGAAUUGGCCUUUGGGCAUGGUGCCUUAACCAGCUCUGAGGACUUGGUGGGUUAUCACCACUUCCAUUUCGAUCGGCAAGACCCUCAUAGCACGGCGGCUGCCCUGGACACUUGUACCGAUGCUCUCUCCGUGCUUUGGGGCCCCAGCCUGUGGCCGGCACGUGCUCGCGAGGUGAUCGCCGCCCUGGUGGAGGAGGUGGCGGCCUUGAGCACUCUGGUGGCCUCUGUGGGGUGGUGGCAGGCUGACCAUGUUUACGCCUUCGUGUGCAGCGGCCGCAGCUUGCCACAAUGGCGCGGGGCCAUUCGGAAACACGGGGGUCUGGAUGUGCAGAUGCACUAUUUGCACAUCCUCAAUAUGAGUUCAGCAACUCCAAGGCGCUUCGUCUCCGAGCCCUUUGACCAGGCAGCCUUCUUUCCUGCACCCAUCCUCACUGAGGAUGAUGCAAUGAAGCUGCCCCACUCGAAGCGUUUACUGCCAGCGCGGCAUGCGCCGCAGCGCGAAGCGGCUGGAUCCAGGAGGCCCCUGGCGGAUUUGGUGGAACUCUGUCCGGGCGCCGCGGUGGCGCCGCGGCCGGCACGUGGUGGAGCUCGAGCUCCCUGCAGUGACUUCAAGGCAAAGAUCCUGAAACACAGCUGCCGGGAAGGGAAUCCGCGCGAGCGCGUGGAGCACAUCGGCGCGGAGGGCUUCGCAGGGGUGGCCUGCUGGGCACCACAGCAGUUCUGCUUCUCCGCACUGCUGCCAAGGAACCGCACUUGGCAGAUCAAUCAAGAGAGCAUUGCGCAGUGCCUUCCCAGCACGGCCACCUUCUACCACGCGCGGCGCAUCUGCCAAGCUUUAGGCGCCUCGUUGGCCACGAUGGAACAGGUCAUCGAGUGUUGCUCCAUGGGAUGCAUUGGUCUCAUGCGUGUGUGGCUGCAGUCGGAUGUCCCCGAGUGCUACGAGGAAUUCGAUUCGCCCAUGGAGGCCUUUCCCAUCGAGGACCCGGGCUCCGGCGUUUCCCCGAGUGAGCCCUUGAAGUGGCAGGAUCAACAAGGUCUGGCCGAGACGUUUCUUUCUCAGCACGAGGAAGCGCGAGGGACCCGGAUCCGCUGGCGAGAGCGGAGUUUCAAGGCGCAGAACCGUCGCUGAA